This is a messenger RNA of Camellia sinensis, 1993 nucleotides long. Its product is annotated as rho GTPase-activating protein 1. The record is from RefSeq and is a predicted model, not a curated record. Gene Ontology annotation, biological process: signal transduction. Gene Ontology annotation, molecular function: GTPase activator activity. NCBI's taxonomy places the organism in Eukaryota, Viridiplantae, Streptophyta, Magnoliopsida, Ericales, Theaceae.
CAAGCUUGAAAAAUCCAAAGUAUACAUACAUGUGUACAAAUGUGUAUCUAUAAAGCAUAAGAAAUCAGUAAUCAAUGUUGAUGUUCACCUCUCACCAUCCACACCACCUUUCCUUCAUUCCAACUCCACUCAAACCUCUCUCUCAUUUGUAAUUGUACCCAGUUCUCCAAUCCCUCACUCCUCUCUAUAAUCUACUAAUCUACCAACCCAUCUCAAAAAUAAAAAACAACCCAUAUAAAAAAAAUUCAAUUUUUGGAAAAUAUGACUGAAAUACUCCAAUCGCCAUCUCAUUUGCCUUCUUCUCCAAGCUCCUCCAUACUUCACAAUGAUGGGUUACACCAACAAGCCCAUCUCAACCAUCACCCCCUUUUUAACAGCCCCACCUCGUACUCUCUACCCGUAUACAGGGGAGGAGAUACAGAGGAGGUGGAAGAAGGAGGAGCAACUAGAGAGAGAAGAAAGAGGAGGAGAGAGAAAGAGGAGGGUGGAGAUCAGCUGUCCUUGUUGGCCGUUGUGGUGACUGUGUUUAGGAAGUCGUUGAUUGCUUGCAGGAGUGAGAAUUUUGGAGGCUUUUCUUCUUCUUCUUCUUCAAUGGAGAUUGGGCAGCCUACAAAUGUCAGGCAUGUAGCCCAUGUUACCUUUGAUCGAUUCAAUGGGUUUCUUGGUCUUCCUGUUGAGUUUGAACCUGAAGUUCCCAGAAGGCCUCCCAGUGCUAGUACAAGUGUUUUUGGAGUUUCAACGGAGUCGAUGCAGCUUUCAUUCGACUCCAGAGGGAACAGCGUGCCGACAAUACUUCUGAUGAUGCAGAGACGCUUGUAUGAACAAGGUGGCCUACAGGCAGAAGGAAUAUUUAGAAUAAAUGCUGAUAACAGCCAAGAAGAGUAUGUUCGGGAACAAUUGAAUAGUGGGGUGGUGCCAAAUGACAUUGAUGUGCACUGCUUAGCAGGCCUUAUAAAGGCUUGGUUUCGAGAACUACCAAAUGGGAUUUUGGAUUCCCUGCCUCCGGAGGAGAUAAUGCAAGCCCAGUCAGAAUCGGAGUGUGCUCGGCUUGCGAGGUGCCUUCCACCAACAGAAGCUGCUCUUCUGGAUUGGGCAAUAAACCUAAUGGCUGAUGUUGCUCAGCUUGAAAAUUUUAACAAAAUGAAUGCUCGUAACAUUGCUAUGGUGUUUGCGCCAAACAUGACCCAGAUGGCAGAUCCUUUGACAGCGUUGAUGUAUGCAGUUCAAGUAAUGAAUUUUCUCAAGACUCUUACUGUCAAGACAAUGCGAGAAAGAGCAGACUCUGUAGUCGAACAGCCUCAUACAUCCCAAACAGAUCCUUCUGAUGAAAAUGGACACCACAGCUAUCCGCAGUCAUUGUUUAACGAAGUUGAUGACGAGAAUGAAGAGGUGCAAGUCUUUUUCACCAAAGAACCCUCAUCAGAAAGCUCUGCUCACCGUCUUGAUGGUGACUCAAAAACUGAAAAUGAAACUUAUGGUGGAAAGGGUCAUUCGGUUGAUAACUGCCCUCGGGAGUUUGCAAAUGACACCCUGACAGAGGGUGGUUCUAGCAGUCCAAAUGGAGGGGCUCAACUGAACACUCGCAAGAAGAAAACCGGCCAAUCUAGUAAUACGAAUAUCAAGAGAGGAUCCAAAAACGUAAAUGAAAGGGUCGUGGUUCACGUAGCAAUGCCAAUGGAGAAGAGCAGGGGAACCGCCAUUGCUAGCCGUUUAAACUCAAGAAGAGAUAGGGUUGAAGCAUGGCGGUGAAGGGUGUUUUUCUUUUUUAAAUGGGAAUUGGGAUGGAGUACUUACUGACUGGUGGAGAAGUCAGAUUUGUUUUUCAAUUGGGGAUAUUGUGUACGGUUCAUUUGUGUUUAUGUAUGUUUCUGGGUGGUCGAGUUUGUUAACUUGUUUGGUUUGAUGUUUAACCACUUUUUUAGUUCAUAUUUCACUGACAAUGUCCUGUUUUUCAAUAUUAACAGCUCCUUACCUGUUUGUAUAAUUUCUCCAU